AAGAAGGGAAACAAAAAAAGCUGUACAUUCAGCGAGCUUCUUAAACAUGUAUAUUUAACACAACAGUAUGGAUGUUCAACAACGAUCAAGAGCUAUUAAAUUCCCAAUAUAUGAGAACAAUACAGAAAGACAUGUUGAUGAUGGUGAUGGAAACAUGCCAGAUAAAAGUUACCAAAGCCUUGUUAGAAUUAAAUCACAAAAUGGGGAUAAUACAUAUGAUGUUAUUCACACCGAAGAACCAACUUCUAAAAGUACAGAAAAGAACAAAUUGAAGAAUGGAAACAUAACUACAUGGAAAAUUUUAGCCUUAUUUUUUGGCAUAAGUACCGUAAUCUCAGGCGGUGGAGUUGCAUACCUAUGCGCGAAAAUACUGUCGCGUGAAUCGUGUUCAUCUCCUGGUAAAAAUCAAACAGGACUUGAUCAAGACCUUAUAGCAUGCAAAUGCAACCAAGGUUAUUCCGGACGAUGUUGUGAAAUUACGCCAUGUGACAGAAUUAUUUGCGAGAACGGAAAAUCUUGCCUUUAUGACGGAAAUAUGACAUUGUGUGCUAAUAUUUUAAAACAGAGUCAAGGGCUAAAUAACUGUAAAUCUGCUUGUGCUUCCUUACCCUGUAGAAAUAACGGACAGUGUGUAGAAGUGGUUGGGGGCUACACGUGUAUUUGUUCUUCUGGAUACACCGGUAUCACUUGUAAAACGUUGAUUCAUCCGUGCAGACGUUCACCUUGCAAAAACAACGGGAAUUGUACUGAAAAUGGUUAUGACUAUAAAUGCGACUGUCCCAAAGGAUUUUCUGCUUCUGACUGUCACGAAACUCCAUGCGACAACUUUCCUUGCAAAAAUCAAGGACGUUGUGAGAACAUUGCCAGUGGACGUAAUUGUAAUUGCAAAGAAGGCUACACAGGAACAGAUUGUGAGAAAACACCUUGUAGUGGUAGUCCCUGUAAAAAUGGAGGAUUUUGUUCAAAUAGGGGAAGUAUCUAUCAUUGUACAUGUCCCCUUGGUACAUCUGGAAUAAACUGUCAAAACAUUUCGUGUGGAUUUCCAGAGUAUAGACGAAAUGUUCUGAAUCAGAAGACAUGCAACAUCUCACCGUGCCUAAAGGACUGGAUAUUUAACAUUGCAACAUUUUCAUGCUAUUGGAUAGACAUCAGAAAAGCAAGAUGGAGUUCGGCAAAUAAAAUCUGCCAAUCAAAAGGGGCAAGUCUCGCCUUCAUUCAAAGUCUGGAAGAAAUUAAAUGGCUGGAACAAUUCAUCAAUGAAAACGUAUGGGUAGGUGGACGUGCGGCUAACAAGCAGUAUCAAUGGCAAAGUUCAGAGUAUAAUUACGCUAUCCACAAUCAGUCUAAUUUAUGGACUCAGAAUGAACCCGGAUCAUUCAAUAGAAACUACUGCGUACAACUUUGGAAAAGAACCGAAAGUUUUCUCUUGGACGAUACAACAUGCUCUCAGGAGAAUCGAUUUAUUUGCAAAACUACUAAUCUUCAAAGAACCUAAAACUAACGCCAUAAACUACUUGUUUGGAAAACUAGUGGAUGCAAUUAAUAAGCAUAAAUAUGUUCGUUCAUUUAAAAAAAAAAUUUUCAUAAUUUCCCUGAUAUUAAAAAAAGUGAGAAGCCUGCAAAUAUAAUGUAUUAAGUCAUUUAGCUGUACAUCUCACCCUUCCGGGGCACCUAAUAUCAUGCCCAGGGACUUGGUGGGGUUCGAAUUGCCCAGUCUUUAAUUGCUUUGUUGUCAUUUCGUCGUUUUCUUUUCUUUUUUUGCCUUGUCAUUGUUAUUUUGGUUUCGACUUAUGACUUUGAACACCCUGUUGGUAUCAUCUGCCUAACUUUAUACACUCUUCAAACGUCAUUGUGUAGCAACUGUUGAUUUAGGACAUAUAUUUAAAAGGGAAUGGCGGAUACACUUCCUUUAACAUCUAUUCCAAUAACUCAACAGAUCUAUAAAAAAUAACUGUUAGCGGAGCGGGAUUACAUGCUGUCAUCAGAAAUAAAAAGUAAAUAUCAGCCAUCAUCGUCCUAAAUUAAAAUCAAUAGUAACGUUAUGAAAGAAAUGAUUUAAGCCUCCAAAUUGUGAAAUUUCCAUUGUUUGAAGAAACAUUCCAUCAGCGCCUUAAUACGGUGUAUAUAUCUCUUAGUUGGUGUGAUAUUUCAGGGCUUGUAUUCUCUAUCAUGAUUCACGUGAUAGAGGAUUGCUGCUCAACAGGAAGUUAUUCAACCAAGAGUUCCAAGUCUUGUAGUUAAAUCAUCCAUUCGAGAUUUUUACGGACACCAUCACGAGUUGGUACACCAUUAUAAAAUAUUCGUAUCACAGAUGAUAGCAGAUGUGUUUCCUAUGUCGUCACUAUAACAUUCCCUUUUUCUUCCUCGGAUGUGUACGACCGAAUUAAACUUUCACCGGGUUUGUAUUAACAUAAACAAUACAACGGGUGCCAAAUACGAAGCAGAUUCUUCUUACCCUUUCGGAUAACCUAGGAUGACCCCGAGAUGUUAAUGGGGUUCGUGUUACAAAUUCUUUAGUUUGCUAUAUUUUUGUGUUUGUUUGCUAGAUGUUCGUGUUAAAAAUUAUUAAGUUUG
This is a messenger RNA of Mytilus trossulus (common blue mussel), 2574 nucleotides long. RefSeq names its product neurogenic locus Notch protein-like. The transcript has a single exon. The coding region runs from base 68 to 1495 and encodes 475 amino acids. Gene Ontology annotation, molecular function: calcium ion binding. The record is from RefSeq and is a predicted model, not a curated record. NCBI's taxonomy places the organism in Eukaryota, Metazoa, Mollusca, Bivalvia, Mytilida, Mytilidae.